AUGCACCCACAGUACCACGACGAUGAAGAGAAUCCCAGCCCCGACAUCCCAGUCCUGACCGACGAAGAGCAAGACAACGACGCCGUAAGCCGAGAUUUGCACAUCCGCUCCGCCUCGCCCUCCGAGGCCUCCCCAAGAUCACCUGCGCUCCCUAUUCCGCUCUGGCUCCGCGAUGCCUCGCAGUCAUUCAGAUACAAAUGGAUACCCCCAUCUGUACGAAAAGCCUCCCGGGCCGUAGUGACCUGGGUCAAAGGGCCCGUGCCGCCGCGAACACUCCGGAUCGAGCCUAUCUUCCCCAAGAUCCAACGAGCGCCGAUCCGCUUACUGGACAAAUAUGCGCCUCGGCGGAAACAGCGCAUCUUACUCCUAGUCAUACUGUACGCAUGCUGGUUCCUGACAUGGUCUCUGAUGCUGCGACACCACGCGACAUCGGGCUUCAUCAGGGGCUACGGCAAACCGCAGAAUCUAUGGUGCGGCGCGAGUUUCUGGGAAGAAGGCGACGGAUGCGGACUGAACGGGAACCAAUGUCGGCCAUUUUCCUCGGCGCAUUUGGCAUUCCGAUGUCCCGCCAACUGCAAAUCCACACAUUUGCUGGAAGAACGAUUUGUCGGGAACAAAUCGUUGCGAUACACGGGGUUGGUGGUCGGCGGGCCCGAUCCUGACGUUCCGGAGGAAGAAAUCGACAGAGAAUCAAACCAAACAGCAUCCAGAUAUCCAAUCUACCGCGGCGACAGCUUCAUUUGCCAAGCAGCGAUCCAUGCCGGCAUCACAACCGACGCCAAUGGAGGAUGCGGCGUCGCCACGCUGGUAGGCUCACACAGCCAUUUCAAAUCCAGCAAGGCGAACGGGAUAGAGAGCGUCGAAUUUCCCGCGACAUUUCCACGCUCGUAUACGUUCCAACGCCUGCCCGCGUCCCAAGAGAAAUGUCCGACGGAUUCGCGCUGGCCGCUAUUCGCCGUGACGGCAGUCGCAUUGGUGAUAUUAUCGCUGUUCACGACUUCGCCGGCCGUCUUCUUCUUCAGCACGUUUGUCAUCAUGUUUCUGCACGUCGGCCUGGUUUCGGAUCCACCCAACACGGCCAACUUUGCUGAGGCUAUCAGCAAGUUGAUGGAGAGACUGCUCCCUGCCGCAUUUGUGUCAUACAUUCUCUACCGAACUUCUGCACUACCCUUGUUACGGGGUUUGGACGCCCAGAUCGAAAAGACUGUGCUGUACCUUGGCUUUUGCUUCAUCGGCGCGUUGAACAACUACACUUUUGCCCUCCUGAUCCCAAUCGAGAGAUUAACUCCUCAUGAUCUGGAACAACCGGGCGCGACUUUAGCCCUGGCCAUUAUUGUUUCAGUGAUCGUGGUGAUUAUCGCAACUCAGAUCCACUGGAUCCGCGUGUCGGGCAAUAUGCCGCGCUAUCUCGCCAUCUACGCAAGCAUGGGACUGGCACUCAUUAUUUUGCUAUUACUUCCAGGAUUCCGCCUCCGGAUCCAUCAUUACAUCUUGGCGCUGUUGUUCAUGCCCGGCACGGCGUUCCAGGUUCGUCCAAGUCUAAUCUACCAGGGCUUGUUGCUGGGUCUGUUUGUCAACGGUAUUGCCCGCUGGGGAUUCGAUUCUAUUAUUCAAACUCCCGUCGCUCUCGGUGAGACGCCCGGUCACGGCGGCUCGUCGUGGUGGGGCGCAACAUCGCCCAAUGUCACUGCCGUGGUGAAUUGGGCGGGUGUCAAGCCAUCAAAUAUAACAUUCAAUUGGGGUCCGUUGCCAAAAGACAAGGGUGUCGAUGGCGUCAGUAUUUUGGUUAAUGAUGUCGAGCGCUGGCGUGGAUAUGUCGAUGAUGAACUCUAUUGGUAUCAGGAGGGUGUUACUUUGCCCCGCUUGAGGCGGCAGACUAGGUCGAUUCCUGGUUCCUCUUCAGGGAUCGGACAGAGCCGGACACUAGAACCCAAGGGCCAAAGCAGCAGCCGCAGGAGAAGAACAAGACGACAAGAAGAGGAUGGGAAAGAUCAUCUUGGUCUUUUGGGAGUAGAUGCCCUCAGCAGCAGCGAAGAUGUUGGCAACGCAGAGGUAGAAGAGAGCAAUACACCCUUGGAUGUGAGACCAGAUCUAACGGCCGAGGAAAGCGGUCAUGAUGAUCAUGACACCGAUAUUGGAUACGGUCCCGGUCUCGCCGAUGACGAUGGUGAUGAUUUGCAGACCUCGUCCGCGGACGCAGCAACGUCUUUGGACUCGGAACCCGAAUUCUUCAGGUUCGCUUGGGUCAAAGGCAGCUCCGCGGGACGGUACAGCAAUGUGGGCGUCUGGGAUGAAAACGGCGUGUGGCAUGAUAUCCCUCCGUCGUCUUCGUCGUCUUCAUCUCUAUCUUCAGAUUAG
Exophiala dermatitidis NIH/UT8656 is the source of this 2358-nucleotide messenger RNA. RefSeq lists its product as uncharacterized. Lineage: Eukaryota; Fungi; Ascomycota; Eurotiomycetes; Chaetothyriales; Herpotrichiellaceae. The record is from RefSeq and is a predicted model, not a curated record. The transcript has a single exon. The coding region runs from base 1 to 2358 and encodes 785 amino acids.